CGGCAACCGCCGACCCGAUGAUUCGCUACCAUACCAGCGGGUCCUGUAUCGUCUGUGCAGUCAGCAAGCAUAUUAAGGCAAGUGGAACUUGCAUUCUAGCCGAAGCAUGCCACCUCCGUCCCUUCACGCUCUAAGACAAUACGCUAUCACUCCCAGUCCAUCAUCGUCCUUCCCGGCCUCUGUUCUCCUCUUCUCCAACCCAUCAUGUAUCGUCAUCUUUGACGCGUAUCCAAAAGCGAAAUACCACUUUUUGGUCCUGCCUCGAUAUCCAUACCAUCUUUCUUCUUCUCAAGCCAGCUCAUCAAAAGUCCAACUUGACCACCUUGACAAUAUCAAAAGUCUACUCAAGGCCCCGAGAGAUGUUCGGAAGGCAGUCCUCGAUUCUAUGGGUGAAACGGCGAGGGAGGUUGAAGAAAUGAUCAAAGAUGAAAUGAUCAAGACGGAGGGAUUCGAAUGGGGAGUCAAUAUGGGAUUUCACUCGAUUCCAUCGAUGAAACACCUUCACCUUCAUGUCAUCUCUGAUGACUUUAUAUCACCCUCCCUCAAGACGAAGCGACAUGUCAACUCCUUUAGGCCGGAUUUGAAGUUUCUCUUACCACUUCAAGAGGUUCAAAUGUGGAUUGAAGAUGAACAGACGUUGUCAAAGCGUAUACAAAGUCUGAAUACCGCCGACGAGAUCCUCAAGAUCCCUCUUGCCUGCCAUCUGUGUGGAGAGAGCUUCCCCAAUAUGCCAGCUAUCAAGUCGCACUACGACCAGGAGUUUGCAAAGCGAAGACGCAAGCGUGGGUCCUAGGCAACCUGACAAGAUACCAGCGAAAUCCCUAGAGUCUCAUGCGAUGUAGCCUUGUCUUGGCU
Kockovaella imperatae is the source of this 855-nucleotide messenger RNA. RefSeq names its product HIT-like domain-containing protein. Gene Ontology annotation, molecular function: mismatched DNA binding; single-strand break-containing DNA binding; DNA 5'-adenosine monophosphate hydrolase activity. The transcript has 3 exons. Gene Ontology annotation, biological process: single strand break repair; double-strand break repair. The coding region runs from base 107 to 793 and encodes 228 amino acids. Gene Ontology annotation, cellular component: nucleus. Lineage: Eukaryota; Fungi; Basidiomycota; Tremellomycetes; Tremellales; Cuniculitremaceae. The record is from RefSeq and is a predicted model, not a curated record.